Messenger RNA from Pneumocystis murina B123, 1818 nucleotides. RefSeq lists its product as hypothetical. The transcript has 8 exons. Gene Ontology annotation, cellular component: clathrin-coated pit; clathrin-coated vesicle. Gene Ontology annotation, biological process: vesicle budding from membrane; clathrin-dependent endocytosis; clathrin coat assembly. Gene Ontology annotation, molecular function: SNARE binding; 1-phosphatidylinositol binding; clathrin heavy chain binding. Lineage: Eukaryota; Fungi; Ascomycota; Pneumocystomycetes; Pneumocystales; Pneumocystaceae. The record is from RefSeq and is a predicted model, not a curated record. Bases 1 to 1818 code for a protein of 605 amino acids.
AUGCCCUAUAAAGCACUGUCAUAUCAAAAAGCCGUUAACGGUGCAACAAAGAUUAAAUUAGCAGCACCAAAACAAAAAUAUUUGGAACGUAUUUUGGGAGCCACAUAUUCGGGAGAUAUUGCAUUAUUUGAAGUAUUUAGCGCACUUUUUUCACGUCUUCGUGAGCCUUCAUGGACAAUUGUCUUUAAAAGUCUUAUUGUUAUUCAUAUUAUGAUUCGUGAUGGAUCUAGGGAUAUAACACUACAAUAUUUAUCUAAUAAUAUGAGAUAUUUUUCUAUAAAGGAGCUAUUUGGGGAUACAAGUUUUUUCUCAUAUGAUUCUGGUGGUCUUUUAUUUCUAGGAGAACUAGCAAUAUCUCAACAAAGUAGAAACAUUCAAAAUUAUGGUCUUUAUCUUCAAGAAAAGAUACAGAGUUUUAAAGAUGUACAAGUAGAUUAUGUUUAUGCAAAAAGCAGUAAAACAAUAGAAGGAAGAUUGCGUAGAUUAACAGUAGCAAAAGGACUUCUUCGAGAAGUAGAAAUUGUUCAACGACAGAUUGAUACAUUACUUUGUUGCAAAUUUUUGGAAGAUGGGCUAACAAAUAACAUAACUAUUGUAGCAUUUAGAUUACUAAUCGGAGAUCUUUUGUCUCUGUUUCAAGUAAUUAAUGAAGGGGUAAUCAAUGUUCUUGAACACUAUUUUGAAAUGUCAAGAUAUGAUGCGGAAAAGGCUCUUGAAAUAUACAAAAAGUUUGUUAAACAGACAGCAAAUGUUUCAGAUUAUUUGUCGUUUGCAUGUAGGAUGGAAACUUUGACAUGUAUAGAAGUUCCAAAUAUUAAACAUGCGCCGGUAGGCCUUUCCCGUGCAUUACAAGAGUAUUUGGAUGACAAGAACUUUGAGAAAAAUAGACUUCAAUAUAUUGAAAAUAAAAAUGCUCUUGAUUCCAGUAAAAAAAAAGCAAAUUUAACUGUUCCAUCAGCUAAAACCUCUUCAAAGAAAAAGACCACAGAUACUCAAUCUUUAUCGGGAAAUACUCAAAAGCAAAAUUCAAACAAUAUUAAUCUAAUCGACUUUUUUUCAAGUAUUGAGAAUGAACAAGCUUUUAUGUUUCCGAGUGCUCCUAUGAAGAACAUAGCUUAUGAACCUUCGAAUUUUUCGGGAAUUCAACCAACGCAACCAAUACAACCAAUACAAACAGUCGUUAAUUCUGCUCCGGAAGAACAAUCAAUAGUUUCAUUUCCUCAAAAUGUGCCUUCGCAAAUGCAGCCACAAGUACAAGUGUCUUAUGGGUUAUAUAAUCAGUAUUCUUCAGCUUUUCACCCUAAUAAUGCACCUUAUCAAUCCACUCAACCAAUUAUGCAGAACCCUAAUUCGUUUCAAGCUUCUUUUCCUAUAAAUCAAAAACAGGACUAUAAUUCUAUUUAUCCUAUGCAAGCUAAUUUCUCCGGUUCUGCAUAUGGUAUAUAUCAUAUGCAAUCAAAUGCUCAUCCAUUUAAUCAAACACAUCAUUUUAAUCAAAUCGUUCCGUCGCCAGUUUUAGAAACAAACAAUUCUAGUAUUAAUCAUACAAAUCCCUUUCAUCGACCUCCGCUGUCUAUGAAUACUGAGUUUGAGCAUCAAAGAACUCUUCUAACAAAUCAAUUUCCUCCUACUAUAACAUCAACUCAAUUUCCACCUCCUACGAAUCCAUUUUCGAAAAGUUAUGACAAUGUAACAACACCAUUUUUAGAUCCCAAAGCACGAACUGUUCGACAAAAUGCGUCUACUCUCCCUUUUGCUCAGAAACCAAGGACGAAUCCAUUUUCCAAUGACAAUCUUCCCUCAGAACAUGGAAAAUAA